ACUGGGUGCUUCAUCUGAACCAAAGCAAGAAUCGUAUCUCCGCUACUGAGACUUUGUCAAUGCUGCGGGAAAGGCUUAUUGGAAGCAGCCUCGCGCCCGGAGAGACAGAAGGAUUGUGAACGUCGACGAAGAAAGGUUGACCGACAUGGAAGAGGAAUCCGUUGUUGAUACGCAUUCACUUAGUGAGGGCGGCGAGAGUCUUAAAGAUUUCAUUGACGACAGGGAAGAGGUGCCUGAGACUGAAUAUGCUGAAGUCUGUUGGGGAAGGUGGUCGGUCUCCAUACGGCGAAGCCGUGUCAGAAGAGUAUGACUCGCAGUCAGAAAACGAGCCCGAGAGCCAACAGCAUUCGUCUUCUAACAGGAGGUAUAUCAAAAUACACCGUGGCGGGGAAAUCGAGACUCAAUAUUGCUGAGACUGUUGAACGUAGACGUUCAUCAUCUAGCCGCUUGCUCCCGCAGAGGCACAGCUCUCAAGCAAGGGAUGGGUUGUCGACCAGUCGGGCAACCUCGCGGGGGCACGCGUCCCGCCAGAGUGACACAGUGUCCCGAUACCAGACCAAGAGCAGACCGCGCCCUCCCCAUACACCUCCAAGAUCUCGCACAGAGUCUCCUCGAGCUAUGCAAGAACAGAAAAGGUCGAAGAAAAGUCGUUCUCGAACGCCUGUUCCCCCUCUAUCACCCAUUUCCGAGGUUGAUGGCGGUCGCAGGGGAGGUGAAUCACGAAAACAUCGAGGCCACAGCGAACGGAGCUCUCGUGGGGAUUCUGCUUGCAAGGAAAGUAGCUACAGAGGACACCAGCGAAAGGCAGCUUCCAUGCCCAGGGAGCGGGAGCGCGACUCUAGCAAGUCUGCUUCCCAAAGGCAGUCAGGCAAAUUCCGUAGGAGCAGGUGAUGUAUAUCCGGUCAACAGCAACGUGUGCUUUAGUCUUUUAGUCCUCUAGUCCUUUAGUCAUUCAGUUUUGAGGAAUAGGCAUAUCUUGGAUAAUCAAACUUUUAUUUCGCCUCUGCAA
This is a messenger RNA of Aspergillus piperis CBS 112811, 1009 nucleotides long. RefSeq lists its product as uncharacterized. The record is from RefSeq and is a predicted model, not a curated record. Bases 307 to 891 code for a protein of 194 amino acids. The transcript has a single exon. NCBI's taxonomy places the organism in Eukaryota, Fungi, Ascomycota, Eurotiomycetes, Eurotiales, Aspergillaceae.